AUGAUACAGCAAACCGAUCUUGUCCAGGCAUUAACAUGUCUUGUCUGCGGUAAUGUGCUUAAAGACCCUAUCACACUCUCUUGCGGCUAUACCAUUUGCUCCCAUUGCUUUCCUGUCGUUAAUCCAACAGCAAUAAAGAAAUCAGUCUUUGUAUGUCCUAUUCCACAUUGCGAUGCAACUACUCAUCUUUUUGGUCCUGAACUACUGCAUGACGCAACCAUCAUACGACUCACUUAUAUCCUUCAACGCUCUAUUCCAUUCUCGGAUGCAAAUUCAAGUAACAAAUUAAAUGGCAAUGCUAUGAACUCGCUUAUACCCAUCUUAAACUGUUCGUCUUGUCAUCAAACGUAUGCUGACCCUACCACGACACCUUGUGGGCACACGUUUUGUAAACUAUGUCUUUUACGACACAAGAUUGAACGAAAUUCAUGUCUAUCUUGCUCGCGACCGCUUCCCAAGUAUACCAAUCUGAUGACGCAGACUCCAAACUAUGUGCUAUCCCAUAUCCUCAAGAACUUUCAAUUAGCCGGCUUUAUUCAUUAUGAUUAUCGCGAAACGAAGCAUCUUAAUAAACUUAGCCUGCAGGAACAUGAUAUACCACUGUUUGUCUCUGGAAAAAUCAUCUUUCCCGGCCAGCGAUGUCGAUUAUCCUUUUACCCAUCAUCUAUUACAAAUCUUAUUUUGUCUCUGACGUCCUCCAGUCGAUACAGCAAUCUCUGCUUAGUUUCGAUUCAUCGCAGCCAUCCGGAAGUGGCACAAUUUGGUACUAUCCUACAGGUUAUUAAUUUUGAACAAAGUGGCGAUACUGUUUUUCUGGAUGUUGAAGCUACAGACCGUUUUAAACUUGAACAUCAUAAAGAGGUUGACCAUUUAAUAGCCGAUUUGGAUAUCCUGCUCGAAUCGGAUACACAAAAGAUGCUUGAAUAUUACAAUAUGUCGUUUGAUCAGGAGGCGCUACAAACCAGAUUAAUUCAAUAUACCACGGAUCUAGCAAAGGCAAUACUUCAAUUUAUCAAACACAUUGGACGACCUUCAACCAUGUCGUCCCAAGUGCUUCAUGCUCAAACAGCUGGCUUGUUAGGGCCCCUUUGGCUGGAAAAUAUGCAAAAGAUACAUGGCCCAUUGCCCACAAGCGAUAAUCCUGCGGCUGUCUGCUGGUGGGCUGCUUCCGUUUUGCCUGUGCCCUCUAAUAGUUUCUAUACAUUAUUAAGGACCAUUUCACUUUUGGAUCGUUUAGAGCUUGUGAUAUCAUGGAUGAAAGAACUGGAAUCACAAUGGAAGCAAUGUCGCGAACAAGCUAUGCUAGCUAUGUUGCAAGUUCCUCAACAAGAGCAUUAA
Molecule: messenger RNA, 1338 nt
Organism: Rhizopus microsporus ATCC 52813
Lineage: Eukaryota; Fungi; Mucoromycota; Mucoromycetes; Mucorales; Rhizopodaceae
Exons: 1
Coding region: 1-1338 (445 amino acids)
Source: RefSeq, a predicted model, not a curated record